Messenger RNA from Neomonachus schauinslandi (Hawaiian monk seal), 3663 nucleotides. RefSeq names its product sperm associated antigen 1 (gene SPAG1). The record is from RefSeq and is a predicted model, not a curated record. Bases 1 to 2820 code for a protein of 939 amino acids. Lineage: Eukaryota; Metazoa; Chordata; Mammalia; Carnivora; Phocidae. Gene Ontology annotation, cellular component: cytosol; mitochondrion. The transcript has 18 exons. Gene Ontology annotation, molecular function: heat shock protein binding.
AUGACUGCCGAAGAUUAUCCAUCAUUAUGGGGCUUUGGAACAACAAAAACAUUUAAAAUUCCUGUCGAACAUUUGGAUUUCAAGUAUAUUGAAAAAUGUUCAGAUAUUAAACACUUGGAAAAAAUUCUUUGUGUACUCAGGUCUGGUGAGGAAGGAUAUUAUCCUGAACUUACGGAAUUUUGUGAAAAGCGCCUUAAAGGCUUGGCUCCUGAAAGUAGAGCUUUGAGGAAAGAUAAACCUGCAGCAACAGCAUCCAGUUUUACAGCAGAAGAAUGGGAAAAAAUUGACGGCGACAUGAAGAGUUGGAUAUCGGAAAUUAAAAAAGAAGAAAAUAAAAUGCACUUUCAUGAAACGGACACACUUCCGGCACUGGAAGAUAAUUUGCCUCCAGUUCGUGGUUCACAUAGCCAUCUCCAUGUUAGUAAGGAAAAAUAUUCUAAUAGCAGACAACCUAAGAAGAAAAUUCCAAGGGAUUAUGCAGAAUGGGAUAAAUUUGACGUGGAAAAGGAAUGUUCAAAAAUUGAUGAAGAUUACAAAGAAAAAGCUGUAGUAAACAAGUCACAUUUGUCUAAAAUUGAGACAAGAAUAGACACAGCAGGUCUAACUGAGAAGGAAAAGACUUUUCUUGCUACUCAUGAAAAGGAAAAAGGAAAUGAAGCUUUCAACUCAGGAGACUAUGAAGAGGCUGUGAUGUAUUAUACUAGGAGUAUAUCAGUGCUCCCCACCGUGGCGGCCUAUAACAAUCGUGCUCAAGCAGAACUCAAACUACAGAACUGGAACAGUGCUUUUCAGGAUUGUGAAAAGGUCUUGGAGUUAGAACCUGGAAACUUAAAGGCCCUUCUGCGCCGUGCCACUACAUAUAAACAUCAAAACAAGCUCCGGGAAGCUCUAGAAGAUUUGAAUGAAGUACUGAAUGUUGAACCUGAUAAUGAGUUGGCCAGAAAGACCUUGUCAGAGGUUGAGAGAGAUCUGAAAAAUUCUGAAGCUGCAUCUAAGACUCAAGCCAAAGGAAAGAGGAUGGUUAUCCAGGAAGUAGAAAACUCAGAGGACGAAGGUGGAAAGGACAGCAGAAGAGCACAGGAAGACGGGAGUGGAGAUAAGAAGGCCGCGGAGCCGGCGGGAGCCGGGAGCGCCGCGGAGCCGCGCGCCAUGGGCAACAUCCAGAAGAAGCUGACCCGCAAAAGCGAGGGCGGCAAGCGGCCGGAGAGGGGCGCGCCGCGGCGGGGUCGGGAGCUCGGAUCCGGCGCGGACAAGCGGGGCCGACCGCGGGCCCCCGAGGCGGCAGGCUGCGCCAGCCAGCACCCGGGCAGCGGGCGGGGCGCCGGGGACCCUGCCGCCGUCGCGGCCCCCGUCCCCGCCGCCACGCUCGGCCCCGCGGGCUUGAAGAGCCAGGGCAACGAGCUGUUCAAAAGCGGCCAGUUCGCCGAGGCGGCCCUCAAGUACUCGGCGGCGAUCGCGCAGCUGGAGCCUGCAGGAAGUGGAAGUGCAGAUGAUCUAAGUAUCUUAUAUUCAAAUAGAGCAGCGUGUUACCUAAAAGAAGGAAACUGCAGCGGCUGCAUUCAAGAUUGUAACAGGGCUCUGGAACUUCAUCCAUUCUCAAUCAAGCCUCUUCUUCGUCGAGCAAUGGCCUAUGAAACUUUAGAGCAGUAUCAGAAAGCUUAUGUGGAUUAUAAAACAGUGUUGCAAAUAGACUGCAGAAUCCAGCUAGCAAAUGACAGUAUUAACAGAAUAACAAGAAUUUUGAUGAAUCUGGACGGACCAAGCUGGCGGGAGAGGUUGUCCCCCAUUCCUGCUGUGCCCACAUCUGCGCAUUUGCGAGCUUGGCAGCCUGUGGCAGAGACGCCCCCCAGCCAAGGGGGGGAUUCCUGCAGCCGGCCCCAGCCCGGCAGCACAGAUGAAAAAAUGUUUAAAACCCUUAAAGAAGAAGGAAAUCAAUGUGUAAAGGACAAAAACUAUAAAGAUGCCCUUAGUAAAUACAGUGAAUGCUUAAAGAUUAACAACAAGGAAUGUGCCAUUUAUACAAACAGAGCGCUCUGUUACUUGAAGCUGCGCCAGUUUGAAGAGGCAAAGCAGGACUGUGAUCGGGCACUGCAGAUCGAUGACGGGAGUGUGAAAGCGCACUAUAGACGAGCUCUGGCUCAUAAAGGACUCAAGGAUUAUCAGAAAAGUUUGAACGAUCUCAAUAAAGUUCUCCAACUAGAUUCAAGUAUUGUUGAGGCAAAGAUGGAACUGGAAGAGGUAACCAGAUUCCUUAACAUUAAGGACAAUACGACGUUAUUCAACAAAGAAAAGGAGAGAAGGAAAAUUGAGAUUCAAGAGGUGAGCGAAGGCCAGGAGGAAGAGCCUGGAAGGACCUUGGAGGAGCUCUCCACUGACUGCCCUGCCUCUGAGAACCGGGACACAACCAGCGGGCUACCAGAAUACGAUGAAAAACUACCUAUCACCAAGCCUAACAACGCCUAUGAGUUUGGUCAGGUUAUAAACGCUAUCAGUAUGCGGAACGAUAAACAAGCCUGUGCACACCUUUUAACCAUCACUGAACCGAAAGAUUUGCCAAUGUUGUUGAGUAACAAACUUGAAGGGGAUACAUUCCUUCUCCUCAUUCAGUCUCUGAAAAAUAAUCUUGGUAAAGAUCCCUCAUUGGUGUAUCAGCAUCUUUUAUAUCUGAGUAAAGUAGAAAGGUUCAUGAUGAUGUUGACACUAAUUAGCAAGGGCCAAAAGGAGCAAAUUGAACAGCUCUUUGAUGACCUCUCAGACACACCAAACAAACAUUUUACUUUAGAAGACGUACAGGCCCUAAAAAGGAAGUAUGAGCUUUAAGUAAGACUAUGGUUAGAUUUCUUCCAUGCAUGUAUGUUUUCCAGUAAUGCUAGUGGGAUGGUAUUGUAAUAGAGUUGCAUGGAUAAAACCUGGUUUAGAAAAGAUCCUUUGGUCUGGACUAUAAAAUAUUUUACUUAUUUUUAUACAUAGAACAUGUAUAUUCUACAAUAUUCUUAUUAGUUGUAAAUAUUUUCUUACGUACCAAGAGCUAACAUCUUUAUAUUUAAUAAGUAUAUUUCGAACUUGUUUAAAGUACAUUUUAAUUUAUAUUAUACAUUUUCUUUUAAUUACUCACUUGUUAAAAAUUUGAGUUAAAUUACAUUUCUUUGGGCUGUGAAGGAUUCCUCUAAAGUUUGAUAGAAAUGUAUUUCUUUAAAAAUCAUUAACAAUGAUUAUUAUAUCACCUUUAUUUCCUGCUAUGAUAUAUAUAAAUCCCAUUUUAUACUACUUGUGGAUUACAGUCUGCUUGGGUGAAAUGCAACACUUAAGUCUUCUGAGAUGAUUAUUAAAUAAAUUGUGAUUAUUAAUUCAAGAGCUAUAAGAGGAACUUAUUUUUUCUUACAUGGAAACAUUAAAAACAAAAAUUGGCAAAAAUUUUUACUACUUUUUCUAGAUUUUAAAAAGCUCCUGUCCCGUAUAUAUUGCUUAUGUAAAUAAUAACAAAACCACCACUGUAUAAAAGCAAACUAAGCCUCCGUUUUGUCACCUCCACAUUUUCCCCAAUGUUUAAAUGUUCCUUUUCCUUUUCCCUUAAGCAUGACCAUAUUUAUUCCCUUAAUGGAAAGUGAAGAAAUCUUAUCAUAUUGAAAGCUCCUUUGUUAAUUGGGUCAAAGUAAAAGUAUU